AAUAAAAACCCUCCUCCCCUCCUCUUCUUCUUCUUCUUCUGAAAAAGCUAGCGACUUUACUGGCUCUUGUUGGUUCAGCUGAAAUUUCAAAUUGUGUGGUGGCGGUUAUGGAGGCGCUGAACAACGCGAAAGCAGCAACCCUAACUGUAUCUGUUGCUGCAAACCCUUCAAAAUCCCAACGUGGACUUAACAAGCCUAAGUGCAAACAUUGUGGCAAUGUUGCUCGCUCUAGGUGUCCAUAUGAAUCAUGCAAGAGUUGCUGUUCAACAAAUCAAAAUCCAUGUCAUAUUCAUGUCUUGAAAGCAAAUUUAACUAUGCUCGACAAGACACCAUCUUCUAUUACUGCUCCACUUGAUCAGCAAUACAUGGAAUCAUCUCAAUCAACAAGCGCAAGUAGAGUUGCAUCACUUCGACAACUUUCCAACAACUUUGCACAGUUCAAUAAUUUGAACAUUUCACUUCGUUCAAAGAAGCCACUAACUAGAAAGGAUGCUGCAACUAUAAAUGAAUGGAGAUUUUCCAAGUUAAAUGAAUACAAGAAGCAAAACAUUGAAGUCGAAAAUGAAGGUUUUGACCGAUACAUGCAGAAUGUAGAACUACUGGAAGAAGUAUUGUCUGUGAAGUCUACGGAAGACAAUACGUCAUCUGCAUCAGAGUCUAAUACUUCUUCAAUGGAGAACAAAAAUGAGAUAGUGAUCUCGGAGCUGAAAUUGCAGCUAAGAUCAAACUCCACGAGAAGUGAUAAUGUGAGAAUGAGAAUGCAACAACUUGUAGAUAUGGGAUUAAAGAAGCUUAAAAAGUCGGCAGUAGAUAGUAACAUCAAUGAACCAAUUGAUGAAGAACCUAAUAAAGCUUCGAAAAGGGCCAAAAGUUGGAAAACCGAAAGGUUAUCUGCUACAAGUGAUCUUCUUGAUAAAAUUAAUAAAGCCCGUAGUGAGGAGGAUUUGAAGUCAUGCUUAGAGAUGAAGUCCCAACUCUUCAAUUUGGAAAUAGGCUCUGGCAUAAUAGCACUUCAAGACAAUGAAACACAUGAGAAUGAAAUUGCUGAAAGUGAUUCCACCUUAGCAAAAGAAUUGGAUUAUUCUUUACCAAAAUUGGUUGUUACUGCUGAAAUUGAUCAAGAAACUCUAAGCACCAUAGACAGAUACUUAUCUUCCCUUGAGCAUUUAGGAGAGUUAUGAGGCGAGAUUUCUUGAUAAUUAGUCUUUUAGCUUGUGCAGAGAUGUAUAAAUCUGAAUGUUGUAUUCUUUAAAGCAUCGUAUUACAGUGACAGGAUGCGGCUCCCCCAUUUUGUUUAGUAAAUUUGUUAUUAUUAUUAUUAUUAUCUCAACUAGUUUGGGAUAAAU
Gastrolobium bilobum is the source of this 1346-nucleotide messenger RNA. RefSeq lists its product as uncharacterized. Bases 108 to 1181 code for a protein of 357 amino acids. NCBI's taxonomy places the organism in Eukaryota, Viridiplantae, Streptophyta, Magnoliopsida, Fabales, Fabaceae. The record is from RefSeq and is a predicted model, not a curated record. The transcript is spliced from 5 exons.